AUGUGGGAACUUUGCAUGGCCUGCGGACAAAACUGGUCCUCAGAGACAGAGAAACACGGACGCGUGGCAAUCGUCCUCCACGGAUCUGUAAGUUACCAUCCACACCUUGACCAUGUGCGCGUAGAAAUUGCUACAAGUCGAGGUGACAAGGUUUUCUAUCACCAGUUUGUGAUCGAUAAGGACCUCGGAUUGCUCACCGAUAACGGCAACUUACGUUCGAGGCUAUUCAAGUUAUAUCUUCAUGCGCUGACAUCUCCCUGCCUUCCUGAUCCCCUUAUAUUCCGCACCGGAUCCGAAGAGGCCCUUCAUGGUCUCAGACUUGCCGCCGGCACGAAAUCGUUUCUGGACAUGGAGCAGAGCAGUUUACACCGACCCACGAUGUUGUUUACGACGAAGCGAGAGAUUCUAUCCCCAACAGUCCUCGGGAGUUUGGUGCCUGCCACAUUGCAACAUUGCAAGGGUGGCAGUGGGCAGAUUCACAUGGUCAUUGUGGAUCAUUGA
Messenger RNA from Drepanopeziza brunnea f. sp. 'multigermtubi' MB_m1, 501 nucleotides. Lineage: Eukaryota; Fungi; Ascomycota; Leotiomycetes; Helotiales; Drepanopezizaceae. The record is from RefSeq and is a predicted model, not a curated record.